Molecule: messenger RNA, 798 nt
Organism: Zymoseptoria tritici IPO323
Lineage: Eukaryota; Fungi; Ascomycota; Dothideomycetes; Mycosphaerellales; Mycosphaerellaceae
Exons: 1
Biological process (GO): single strand break repair; double-strand break repair
Cellular component (GO): nucleus
Molecular function (GO): single-stranded DNA binding; 3'-tyrosyl-DNA phosphodiesterase activity; double-stranded DNA binding
Source: RefSeq, a predicted model, not a curated record
AUGAGCUCCUUUCUUCGACUGUGCUUCCCAAAUAUGAAGGGCUUGAUCAACUGCAUGCACUCGAAGCUGAUGCUCCUCUUCCACCCCGACAAACUGCGCAUUGCCAUCCCGACCGCCAACCUCCUGAACUUCGACUGGGGCGAGACUGGACAGAUGGAAAAUUCGGUAUUCAUGGUCGACCUUCCACGGCUCGCAGAUGGCAAGAUCUCGGAAGCAGGAGACCUGCCCGCAUUUGGACAAGAACUCAUUUAUUUCCUUGAACAACAAGGACUUGAUGACGAUGUUCGCACUGGCGUUUUGAAGUUCGACUUCUCCGCAACCAAAGAUAUGGCCUUUGUUCACACGGUCGGAGGCAUGCACUUUCGCGACGAAGCAGAGCGGACAGGCCUGAUGGGACUCAGCAAGGCUGUCAAGCAACUCAACUUGGCGACACAAGACUUGGAACUCGACUUCGCAGCAUCGUCGAUUGGACGACUGAAUGACAACUACUUGCGAGACUUUCAUUCCGCCGCCAAAGGCAUCAGCUUGAUCGCACAAGCUGCGGAGGCCAAGUCCAAAGCAGCAUCCACAUUCUUUGAUCGCAAAAAGGCCUCCACAGUCGCCAAGCCUGACAAUGUGCGCGAGAAGGUGCGAAUCUACUUUCCUACCGCUUCCACUGUGCGAGUUUCCACAGCCGGCGCAGCGGGCACACUUUGCAUUGCGCGCAACUACUUUGAAGGUUCCACUUUCCCUCGCGCUUGUUUCCGCGACUACAAGAGCACCCGCACCGGCCUCCUCAGCCACAACAAGAUCCUCCUU